Molecule: messenger RNA, 963 nt
Organism: Phalaenopsis equestris
Lineage: Eukaryota; Viridiplantae; Streptophyta; Magnoliopsida; Asparagales; Orchidaceae
Product: frataxin, mitochondrial
Exons: 5
Coding region: 127-735 (202 amino acids)
Biological process (GO): iron incorporation into metallo-sulfur cluster; intracellular iron ion homeostasis
Cellular component (GO): mitochondrion
Molecular function (GO): ferroxidase activity; ferrous iron binding; iron chaperone activity
Source: RefSeq, a predicted model, not a curated record
UUCUACUGCAUUUUUUUUUUGGCUGCCAGUCCGUAUUGUGCGCCUCGCAGUUCAGCUUCCCAUUUCUUCGAAGAAUCGGUCCAACGCCCUUAUUUUCUUGGCUUGUUGGCGUCUCGCAGAACUCCUAUGGUGUCUUCGUCUUCCCAUAAGCUUUUAUUUCGCCAGUUACGAGCAGGGAGGUCUCUUCCUUCUAUGGCUUCACGCUCUCUCUACUCCUCCACUAUUUUCUUCUCUUCUCCUUGCCAUCUUUCUCCCACGGCUUUGUCUUCCAUCAGAAGAGCUGAGCUCUUGUUAUUCGAGUUCCCCAGCCUUUCUAGUAGGGCGGCUUUCUUCUGUUCGCAUCCUUCUCAGAUGGACGAAGAUCCAGGUCCGACUGCCAUUGAUUACCAAAUGCUCGUCUCUGAGGAUGAUUUUCACAGGCUAGCUGAUUCGACUUUAUAUGAUCUGCAGGAGAAGUUUGAAGAAUAUGGCGAUUCCGUCCAGAGUGAUGGUUUUGACAUUGACUUUGGGAAUCAGGUUUUGACACUGAAGCUUGGUAACUUGGGCACCUAUGUGAUUAACAAGCAAACCCCAAAUAGGCAAAUUUGGUUAUCUUCACCUGUGAGCGGACCGUCUCGAUUUGAUUGGGAUGAGACGAAUAGAGCCUGGGUGUAUCGACGAACUAAAGCGAACUUAUAUCGACUUCUCGAAGAUGAAAUUGAAUCACUUUGCGGUAAGCCAAUCUCUCUCUCCUGAACCAAAGCUGUAUUGAAAACCUCCAUUGUUAGAGAAAGAGAUGAUUACAGUUAUAGAUCAUCAAGCUUUAUAAAACCACCUAAAAUUGCUAUGUAGUUCUGUCAUCUGUCAAUAAAAAUUAGAAUUCCAUGAGUUCCAAAUGCAGAUAUGAGCUGAUACUAACCUUAGUUUCUUGGCUGUGGAGAAUAUAGCAUAUGAUUUUAUUGCGAUAAUUAUCAAAGUUUUGUA